Messenger RNA from Monoraphidium neglectum, 294 nucleotides. RefSeq lists its product as hypothetical. Lineage: Eukaryota; Viridiplantae; Chlorophyta; Chlorophyceae; Sphaeropleales; Selenastraceae. The record is from RefSeq and is a predicted model, not a curated record. The coding region runs from base 1 to 294 and encodes 97 amino acids. The transcript has 2 exons.
AUGUACGCCGCUUUCCUGAAGCCGGCGUUCCAGCUGCCGCCCAAGUACGGGCUGUUCCUGGGCGCUUGGCUGUUCCUGUGCUCGCACAAGAACUCGCCGCUGCCCGGCACGCGCGAGAUCGACCUAGAGGAGUGGGUCGCCACGCCCACAGAGUACACGGUGCACCCAAGCAACCACCCCAAGCUGUUCAGCCGCGCCCCCGGCGACUCUAACGUGGUCAACGCCCGCGAGGAGCUCUACGCCAAGCACGGCCGCGUCGACGGGGCCCCCGCCCACGGCCAUGGCCAUCACUGA